Molecule: messenger RNA, 918 nt
Organism: Sinocyclocheilus anshuiensis
Lineage: Eukaryota; Metazoa; Chordata; Actinopteri; Cypriniformes; Cyprinidae
Exons: 2
Source: RefSeq, a predicted model, not a curated record
CUCUACUUUGCUUUAAUCUCACACUUUGAUAAUCUGUUAUUUAGGUCGUUUUACAUGGAUCAAGGCUCUUCUUGAAGAUGAAUGGUUAUUAAGCGUCUUACUUAAGGGAAGCUGAGAAGUCACUGGAUGAGGCAAAGAAUACCAGCAGUAAUGGCAGAUGAUUUUCUCUACAAUGGAGGUUUGGAGUCAGCACAGAAUUCCCAACCUGAUGCAAAUUGGACUCCUAAUGGUUCUGAUUACUCAACUAACCCUCCUGAAUUUUCAAAUUCACACAGUGAAAAUUGGCAGAGCCCUGAGUUGGAGGAUCUAGAUUACUAUAACCCCAUCGAGCCCCCACCACUGGACUGGAGGUCCGACUCUUCCAGCGAGGCCGGUGCAGUUGUAGAACUUGAAAGUUGUUCGGUGGGAGAUUUUGAGGCUUCUGGAUCUUUCAACACGGAGUUGAAUGAAGACACAGUGUCUGCACAGGACGAGCAGCAAGAAACAAAAGAGAAUUAUGUCGAGGACAGAGAUAGAAAAUUGAGGAAUCAAGAAAUGAAAAAAGAGAAAAUUGAAGAAAAAUGUGGGAAACAUGAUAUUGACCACUUGCACAUUCAAAGUCUCCUCACUCAGCUCCAUCUUUUUCAUCCAUCACCAACUAAUCCUGCCCACUGCACACCUGAUGAAUUAACCAAACAGGGCGCUCCGCUUAAUUCGUAUACUCCAGCGGAGGCCGCUGCUUCCUCCUUGCAAGACCUUGAGUUCAAUGUCCAGUCAGCAUGUGCAGAUGCAGAUAGAAACAUCCCUGAGGCUUUGCUCUUUUCACAUGAGUAUCAGAAAGAUCUACUACAGCUGCUAGAGCAGCCAGAGCCUGAAGAACCCAGAACUGCCCCACUGUUUGUUCACACACCCCUGGUGACCCCCGGACAUCAGUCAGGG